Apiotrichum porosum is the source of this 1680-nucleotide messenger RNA. RefSeq names its product DExD/H-box ATP-dependent RNA helicase dhh1 (gene DHH1). Lineage: Eukaryota; Fungi; Basidiomycota; Tremellomycetes; Trichosporonales; Trichosporonaceae. Bases 1 to 1680 code for a protein of 559 amino acids. Gene Ontology annotation, molecular function: ATP binding; RNA helicase activity; mRNA binding. Gene Ontology annotation, biological process: cytoplasmic stress granule assembly; P-body assembly. Gene Ontology annotation, cellular component: P-body; cytoplasmic stress granule. The record is from RefSeq and is a predicted model, not a curated record. The transcript is spliced from 4 exons.
AUGGCGUCCACAUCAACGCCCCAACAGGGCGACUACCGUGUCGGCCUCGUUCGUCCUCCAAAGGACAUGCGUCCUCAGACCGAGGACGUCACUGCCACCCAAGGGUCUUCCUUUGACGACUUUGGCCUGAGCCGCGAGCUGCUCAUGGGCAUUUGGGAGGCUGGCUUUGAGAGGCCAUCUCCUAUUCAGGAGGAGGCAAUCCCCAUGGCCAUAACCGGCCGUGACAUUCUUGCGCGUGCCAAGAAUGGAACGGGCAAGACUGGGUCGUUCGUCAUCCCCACCCUCAACCGCGUCAACCCCAGCAUCAACCACAUCCAGGCCGUCAUUCUCGUCCCCACUCGUGAGCUCGCGCUCCAAACAUCACAGGUGUGCAAGACCCUUGGCGCGCACAUUCCCGGUCUCCAGGUCAUGGUCACCACUGGCGGCACCACAUUGCGAGACGACAUUCUCCGUCUCCAGGAGCCCGUCCACAUCCUCGUCGGUACCCCCGGCCGUAUUCUCGACCUCGGCGGCAAGCGCAUCGCCGACCUGAGCCGGUCCGGCAUCUUCGUCAUGGACGAGGCCGACAAGCUCCUUUCCGAGGAGUUCACCCCCGUGGUCGAGCAGCUGCUCGCCCUCUGCCCCCAGGAGAGGCAGGUCAUGCUCUUCUCCGCCACCUUCCCUGUCCACGUCAAGGACUUCCGCAACCGCAACAUGGUCCAGCCCUACGAGAUCAACCUCAUGGACGAGCUCACUCUCAAGGGUGUGACCCAAUACUACGCCUAUGUCGAGGAGAGGCAAAAGGUGCACUGUCUCAACACUCUCUUCUCCAAGCUCCAGAUCAACCAGUCUAUCAUUUUCUGCAACUCCACCAACCGUGUCGAGCUCCUCGCCAAGAAGAUCACCGAGCUUGGCUACUCGUGUUUCUACUCCCAUGCCAAGAUGCUCCAGUCCCACCGUAACCGUGUCUUCCACGACUUCCGCCAGGGUAUGACCCGUAACCUUGUGUGCUCUGAUCUCCUUACCCGUGGUAUCGACAUCCAGGCGGUCAACGUGGUCAUCAACUUUGACUUCCCCCGCACCGCCGAGUCGUAUCUCCAUCGCAUUGGUCGUUCGGGCCGUUUCGGCCACCUGGGUCUCGCCAUUUCGCUCCUCACCUACGAGGACCGCCAGAACCUGUACCGUAUCGAGACCGAGCUCGGUACUGAGAUCCAGCCCAUCCCCGCCGUCAUCGACCCCGUCCUCUACGUCGCCCCCGCGGCCAUCGAGGAGCCCGCUCCCCCAGCCCGCUCCGCCCCCGUUUCCCGCCCCCCUCAGCAGCAGCAGCAGCAGCAGCAAGCCCCCGCACCGGCUCAGCCUGCCCCGAACGCUCCUGUGCAUGCCCCCAUUGCCCAGCCCGCCGCCCACCCGCCACCUGCCGUCCUUGCCGCUCAGCAGCAGCAGCAGCAGGGCUCGGGCUCUGCCACUCCGCAGGAUGGCCAGGCCCGUUCGCAGAACAACUCGCGCCCCAACAGCAGCAACCGCACUCGCGGCGGCCAGCCUCGUCGUGAGGGUGGUGUCGGUGGCCAAGGUGGCCAGCAGCAGCGUCGUGGAGGUGCGAACGGCGGCGGCAACCGCGGUGGUCGCCAGCAGGGUCAACAGCAGCCCGGCGGUACGGGCACCGCCCCUGCUGCGCCGACUGCGGCUGCUCGUGCGGCCUAG